Elaeis guineensis (African oil palm) is the source of this 1652-nucleotide messenger RNA. RefSeq lists its product as uncharacterized. Gene Ontology annotation, molecular function: S-adenosylmethionine-dependent methyltransferase activity; O-methyltransferase activity. Lineage: Eukaryota; Viridiplantae; Streptophyta; Magnoliopsida; Arecales; Arecaceae. The record is from RefSeq and is a predicted model, not a curated record.
UAUUUAUUUUUUUUACCGUUUGGUCCCUUCCACCAAAUCACGAUCGAACACCCAACACUCGAACAAUUCGACUCCAUGGCAAUACCCCUCCCUCUGCUCUGCCGCUCUCUAAAGCCGUCGAUUUCCCUUCCCCCUUUCCUUUCUCGCUCCCCUGGCUCUCACCCCAAGAUACCCUCUUCGCGUUCUCUCGUCCCAUGCCUCGCGAGGCCCCUUCGAAGCCUGGGCACCGACGCGGCACCCGUCGUGGUCGCCGGCGACGACAAGUACGGGAAGAAGCAGGUCAUCAGCGUUACCCCUCAGCUCUAUGAUUACGUCUUGUCCAAUGUUCGUGAACCUCCGAUCCUUCGUGAGCUUCGUGAAGAAACGGCAGCCAUGAGAGGGAGCCAGAUGCAGGUAUCUCCUGAUCAGGCCCAACUACUUGCAAUGCUUGUACAGAUUCUUGGGGCACAACGGUGCAUUGAAGUUGGUAUAUAUACGGGAUACUCCUCUUUAGCUAUUGCACUAGUUCUUCCUGAAUCAGGCCGUUUGGUUGCAUGUGAAAGAGAUGCCAAAUGUCUUGAAAUUGCAAAGAAAUAUUAUAAGCGUGCUGGUGUCUCUCACAAGGUGGAUGUAAAGCAUGCCCUAGCAGUGGAUUCUUUAAAAGCUUUAAUUCUGAAUGGUGAAGCUUGCAGCUAUGAUUUUGCAUUUGUCGAUGCUGAAAAGCGAAUGUACAACGAAUAUUUUGAGUUACUAUUGCAACUGGUGAGGGUUGGAGGGCUUAUUGUCAUUGAUAAUGUUCUUUGGCAUGGCAAAGUUGCAGAUCCCCAAGUAAAUGACCCAAAGACCAUCAGUAUAAGAAAUUUUAAUAAGAAAAUUCUUGAGGAUGAGCGCAUUAGCAUUAGCAUGGUGCCAGUUGGGGAUGGCAUGACAAUAUGCCGCAAAAGAGCACAUGGUUGAAGGCCGUAUGAGGUUUCAAGGUACUUUGAGAACCUGCUGCCUUGCUUCAUGAACUGAGACAGCCGAGAUUUGCACACAUGGAGCUUGCUCAGACCUUUGCUUUGAGGCACUUGAUGAAAUUCUACCAAGAACUGACAAUUUAUAGUCAGCCUCCUGGAGCAAAUUCAUGAUGAAGGGGCCAGGGCCCAUCACCUGCAAUGUAAAAGCAUCUCUUGUUGGUAAAUUAACUGUUGCAUGUAUGGUUCCAAAUUCUUCAUUUUUAAAGAGAAAGGGAGGGGAUCCCACCAAGCAUAAAGUUUAAAUACUUUGGGAUCCACUACCAAGACUCAAAUCUAAAACCUCCUCUUCAUAGGGGGUGUGACCAUUUUGGCAAUGACUGGUUCACUUGUCACAUGUAUUCUUUUCAAAGAGAUUAAUUUGUAGUUUGGCUGUUACCCAGAGGCAUCACAUAUGGAUAUAGGAAUUGUGGGUUCCUGAAUUACUUAUGUUAAUUGGAGGCAAUGAUGCAAGCGUUUGUGGGUUAAUUGAUUUCACUGUUUGUAGCAAGUUAAUUUUAAAACUAUGACAGAAAAGUAUGUUGGUGAUUGCAGGCAUUUCAUAGCUCUUCUGUAACCUGUUUGGUAUUCACGAUCUUCAUGCACAGCCAUGAGAUAGUGUCCUUUAUGUGUACACAUGGAUUUCCCUUGUAAACAAUCUGGUUGGUGCAAACUAGCAUA